Molecule: messenger RNA, 3396 nt
Organism: Bactrocera latifrons
Lineage: Eukaryota; Metazoa; Arthropoda; Insecta; Diptera; Tephritidae
Gene: vnd
Product: homeobox protein vnd
Exons: 5
Coding region: 754-2454 (566 amino acids)
Biological process (GO): regulation of transcription by RNA polymerase II; cell differentiation
Cellular component (GO): nucleus
Molecular function (GO): RNA polymerase II cis-regulatory region sequence-specific DNA binding; DNA-binding transcription factor activity, RNA polymerase II-specific
Source: RefSeq, a predicted model, not a curated record
CGUACGAGGGACUCGGUAAAAGGUAGUAUAUGCGGUGUGCGCACGCUUAUCAGCAGCACGUAUCGGUGAGAUAUGGACGCAUACAGGCAAGCCAGCUGGAGCUCAUGGACAGACGUUAGUUGGUGUACGCGUGUAUGUUUCUAUACAUGUAUGUGUGACUUGCACCGUUUAUGGCACUAUAUACGCCGUUUAAUAGCACACAUUUCAACUGAUAUCGACGAUUGUGGGGGCUUUCGAGUAGUAGCAAAUCGUUGCGCCACCACUUCAAACACGACCACAAACGCUAAAGCAAGCACCACGGGCAGCGCAGAAGAGAUCAGAAAGGUUCUGCGCCAACACAAAAUUUGAAAUUCGAGAUCGAAGUUCAGAAAUCGCGGAGCGCGUGAGCAAUCGGCGCGGGUGUGGAACUAAAUUGAUAUAAAACUCAAACGUUCAUUACAAAAUAUAAAUCAAACAAUUAAGUGAAAAUAAUCUGGAGAAAAAUAAAUCGAAAAAUCCACGGCAUAAAUAAAUGAGAAAAAUUUGUUAAAACAAAACGAUAAAAGGUGAGAUGGAAAUAGCGGAAAUUUAAAAUCAUAAAAACUUAAGAAAUUUAGUGUAAAAAUCUGUCUCCUCAACAAAAAACCGGGAGGCGAAGAUACUGGCUUCUAAGUAACGCACAGUGUUCAAUAUCGACGCAAAAAGUGUUUACAAGUGUAAUUUUAUAAAUCAAAAAUAUAAAAAUAAAAUUUCUUCGACAUAUUUCUCGUCAAAAUGGCCAACUACAAUUCAAAUUGUGGCUAUUAUGACGACUACAUCGGCUAUUAUACCAACACGAAUGUGUAUCAACAGGAUUAUUGCAUGCAACCGGAGUAUGAAUACAACAAACAUGAAUAUGAUCUCUUCGACACGAAGGUGCCGCCAUCGCAACGCUCCUCCGGCUUUCACAUAUCGGACAUACUCAAUUUGGAUGGCAGUGAGCUGAAGAAUGGCGGCGUGCCACCCCAUGCCGCUGCCGCUGGUCCUCACAGCCAAACGGAUAUUAGUCAACAUGCCCAGCAGCAGCAUCAUCCCAGCCACCUGCCCCAUCAUAUGCCUCAGCAUCACAAUAACAAUAACACUAGCUUACACAACAACAAUAGUAAUAGUAACGGUGAGGCACACAGUGCACACUUAACACCACCGGCAUCAGUUUUGGGCGGCGCCGGUUCCAACAAUACCUUAACGGUACCCAACGAUGAUCAAACAACCCAACACUCCACCGGCACCACACCCACGCUAGUAACUGGUGGCGGUAUAGUCAAUGGCACCGAUGCCAACGGACAGUCAGCCGCAGCACAUCAUCAAAGUUCCGCGGCUGUGGCGGCGAAUGCUGCCUCAGCUCAGGCCACCGCUCACCUGAUAGCUAGUCACCACAAUGCCGUGGCCGCGGCAGCCGCAGCCGCUGCCGGACAAUAUUUGCCAAAGAACUUCACCAGUUUUAGCGAUGAAUUGUCGUCGUAUCACCAGAUGACGCACACUGUGUUGGCGCAUCCGGCGCGUAGCGCGUGGAUUAAAGAAAAUGAGCUAUAUGGCAUGCAACAGCCAGCCAGUCCGGACAGCACGUCACCACACACCUCCGAGGUCUCCUAUACCUACAUUGGCUCCAAUUGUCAAACCUCGCCAGCGCUCUCUGGUGAUUACAAAACGUACAGUCGUUCAGCCGAAAGCGAUGCGCUCUCCGUCGGUGAUGCAAAUUCUUUACACAUGCAAACCCAUCCCGUUGCCGCGGCACACCAACAGCUGCAUGCGCAUCAUCAACAGCUCAACAAAAGCAUGCCAGGCAGUGGUGGCGGCGGCGGCACUGGCGCGGACAAUACCAGCGCAGGCGGCUCCUCCUCCAACCCGCACGACGACAGCCUCAUUGAGGAUGGCAUCGAGGAGGAUAUUUUGGAUGAUGAGAACGAUGAAGAAAAUGGUAAUGGCUCAGCCAAUGGUGCCGACGGCAUGCCAAAUAAGAAACGUAAACGACGCGUGCUCUUUACUAAAGCCCAAACCUAUGAAUUGGAACGACGUUUUCGCCAACAGCGUUACCUAUCAGCGCCGGAGCGCGAACACCUUGCCAGCUUGAUACGGCUCACGCCGACGCAAGUCAAGAUUUGGUUCCAAAAUCAUCGCUACAAGACGAAACGUGCACAAAAUGAAAAAGGCGUCUACGAGCAUCAUCCCGCCAUGCAUCCGCAUCAUGCGGCCGCGCUGCCGUCACCGCGACGCGUAGCCGUGCCGGUUUUAGUGCGAAAUGGCAAACCAUGCUUGGCCGAUGGCACAAAACUGCCGCAAGAUUGCAUGACACAGCAAAUGCAAAAUGCGGCUGCAGCGCAUAAUUUGGUAUUGCAUGCAAAUGGAGCCGCGGCCUAUCAACAUGCGGCUGCUGUGGCAGCAGCGGGUCUGCAUGCAGCGCAUGCGCACUCACAUCAACGACCAUGGUGGCCCUAAUAUUGUUGAGAACUGGUGGAUCGGAUGUGGCGACGCGGAACUGGCGCUGGUGCAGUAUGAAAAUGAGACAACAGUAAAAGCAGCAAUAACAAAAGCGUUUUGGGUGAUAAUUUUGUGUAAGCUUAAACAGAGGUAGACUUGGCCAUAUGAAAGCUUUGUCAAGCUAGUAUUCAUGAAAGCACAAAUCUGCAUUACCGAAAGCUUCAUAAUAUGAAAGCUCAAAUUGAUGAAAGCUUUAUGUUAUGAAAGCUUCGCAUUAUGAAAGCUCAAAUUGGUGAAAGCUUCAUGUUAGGAAAGCUCACAUGCAAAUUAAAAUUGGCUGGAGAACAUUUUUUUGAGAAAGCAGUUGAUAUUUCAACGGCGCUACUCGAAUAUUGGACAAUAAUUUCAAAAGCAUAGAAAAACAAACAAACACAAAAAAUACACAAAAUUUUUAGUGUCCUAUUGGCGGUCUCUGUGGUGCAGUAAAAUCAGUAGAAAAAUGAAACUUCAGAAAAAUGUUAAAGAAAGAGGCAAGCACCAUUUCGGAAAAGUGUAAAUAAAUAAAACAAACAAUUGUAAAUAUCAAUAAAAAUGUUUUCGUGUUAAAAGUAUGUUGUAAAUAACUUUAGUUAAUAGUGUUAUAGGAAAAUAAAUAAAUUUUCAUGACCAAACCAUUCAAACAAAAAAAUUCUGAAUUUACGCUCUUUUCAAAUAUUCCCACGUUCCAAUUCACACUUUUGAAGUAAUUUUACGCUUUCACAUUAUGCGAAAACGAAAAUGCAAACUAUACAAUAUAUUUAAGCCAAAAGUAUACCAUAAACAUAGUUUAAAGUUUUAUGAAUUAAUUUAAAAACUCAAAAUAUUCGAAUUAACAGUUACUAAAUUCAAUUUCUUCACUAUUUUUUUAAUUUCUGUGCAAAUCGCGUGUAAAAUAUCUGAUUUAGCACCAUAAAAAUAGUU